AUCAACAAAAGAGGAAACUGUGUGCUGAGAGCUACACCCUGAAGAAAGCUGUUUGUGCCGCUACAUGUGGGUUGUAACCCAGCUCCAUUUUAACAUGUACAAGUAUUGCCGAUGUUUUUAAGAAUUUCACCGUGAAAUAUCCAUCUGAAUAAAGGCUUUAAAAUGUUUUGCCAGAAGAGUGCCUUGGACUUUUCUUCUUUUUUGACUUUUGUGUUCCCUACCAAAGAGCACCUUCAUCACACUUGUUUGAACUUCUGAGCACUCCAGACCUUUUCUUUCUGAGGAAGAAGAAGACUAACUACUUCAUUGUAUCACUGGCGUUUGCUGACUUGUUAGUUGCACUGGUGGUGAUGCCCUUCGCUGCAAUCGAGCUGACCACCGGCCAGUGGCGAUACGGAGAGAUCUUUUGCCUAGUUCGAACGUCUCUGGAUGUCCUGUUGACUACAGCAUCCAUCCUGCACCUCUGUUGCAUUGCACUGGACAGGUAUUACGCUAUCUGCUGCCAGCCACUGGUCUACAGACACAAGAUGACCCCGGCCCGAGUGGCAGUGAUGCUCAGCGGCUGCUGGCUCAUCCCUACGUUCAUCUCCUUCCUACCCAUCAUGCAAAGCUGGAACGCCAUCGGCAUCGAGGACAUAAUAGAGGAGAGGCGAGCCUUGACUGGAGGUUCCAACGACACAAGCUGUGUGUUUCUGGUCAACCGACCCUACGCCCUGAUCUGCUCUGCAGUGGCCUUCUAUGUCCCGUUGGCCCUCAUGGUCCUGGCUUACCAACGAAUCUACGUCACCGCCAUGACCCACGUACGGCAGAUAGAGACGCUACAACGUGCUGGCUCAGCUCCCAUGACCGGGACAGCUCCGAUCAUGACUGUGAGGUCCUCCACUUCCUCAGAUCCGUCAGAGCACUACCGCUUUAGAACAACAAUGGGCUCCUCCUCUUCAGAGAAGGCUCCCAUGACAAAUAGCCGCUUGCGUGUUGAGACAAAGGCGGCAAAGACACUGGCAGUUAUAAUGGGGUGUUUUUGCCUAUGCUGGGCACCGUUCUUCAUCACCAACGUGGUGGACCCCUUCAUCCACUACUCAGUGCCCUGGCAGCUGUGGACAGCCUGGUUAUGGCUCGGGUAUAUUAACUCAGGACUGAACCCUUUCCUGUACGCCUUCCUGAACCGGGCGUUUCGGAGGGCGUUUCUGGUGAUUCUCUGCUGUGGGGAUGAGCGGUACGUACGGCAGGGGAGCUACUCCUACGGACACACCCACAGAGUGUGCUCAGCUGCGUCAGUCAACGGGACAUCUAUGGCACUGAGAUUGUCCUUCCUGCCAAACCGGAGCUACAGCGACAACGGACGCACGAUACUGGCCAACGAGCAGGAGUCCCAGGACUCUCUAGGGACACUAUGAGGAUGACUUUGCAGUAGGAGGCCUGCGAUGAUGUCAUCUAAGCAAUGACAGAGGCAGGAUGAUGUCACCUUACUGAUGACGGAGCUGUGAUAUAUUCAGAUGUGGAGGACCUUUGAGACUUCUCUGUGAACAGUCUGCUGUGAUCAGACCUGACUCUUCCAAUUAUGAGGAUGUUGUCUUACCAGGAUAUCCACUCUAUGAUUCAGCUUCAUCAUUACUUUUUUAUAUAUGUUGAUGCUGCGGGGUAAUCCAGAGGUUAGUGGGACUAUUGCUGGGUGCAGAAAGUCAAAUCUGACUCUAAAUUAGCAAAAUUAAGCAUAUAGACUACGUGUGUCCAUGGACAGACACACCACCAAGAUGUUUCCAGGUGCACCCUCAUUUUAAAAUCCAAAGAACUGUUCUGGUCAGUCAAACAUCUGGAUCAUGGGAUGUAAAGAUCAAGUCAGCAGUUUCAAAUCAGAAAAAGGAGCUGACUACUAACCGAACUCUGGCUAUCACAAUGGGAGAUGUCUCCUCUGCUUUUAAACCUCUUUGAUGACAUUCCAUAACAUCUUAAAGCUGGCAUCUUUUUGUGCCAUGUUUGUAAAGGAGAAACAAGUUAGAGCUUACUGCCAGCCGGUCUUACAGGUGACUGCAGGUCCUACUAGAUUACAGUUCACUUUGUUGUAAAACUAUUUGUAUGCUUACAUUUUAUCAGCAUCAAUGAUAUUUAAAGGGGACCUAUUAUGCUCAUUUCCAGCUCUAUAUUUUUGUUUUUGGACUCCACUAGAGUAACUUUGCAUGAUUCACAGUUCAAAAAACUCCUUAUUUAUCUUAAACUGGCCCUUUAUGCAGCCCCUCAGUUUAGCCUCUGAGCCCUCUCUAUUUUGCUUUCCAGAGGCUGCCGAGAGGCAGCCAUAUCAGAGUUGUGUUGAGUUACUGCCGAUGAAAACUCAACAUUUCCUGCUUUACUGCUUCAUAUUAAAAGCGUUUAAAUGACUAAAUAACAGGAAACUUUUAUUGUGAAGAAUUUGCAGGAAAUUAAACGUGUUCAUCACAGGUUGACACAACAAGAUACAGAGAUAUUUGGAGCUAUUUGUUCAGCAGAUGAGAAAUAAUGCAGAGAGGAAUAGUACAAGCAGAAACAGGUACAGUGAUGAUGAUGUUUGAUGAUGAGCUGCAGAAGACCAGCAUACCUCCAAGAGGGUAACAACUUAUUUUACUUUGCUGUGCUGUGUAAUGGAAAAACACUCACAGUAUGCCAGCUCAACUCAAGUCAUCACCCAGCGUGACUACCCCCAAAACAAUGGAAAAAUGCCAUGUUAGUGGAGCGGAGCAGUGAACUUGUGUGCUGUGCGUCAAUCAAAUGACCAUUUAAAGAAAUCUGUCACAAGGUGACAUCCACUAAGGCUGAAAAUAGAAAAAAACGUUCAGCAG
Thunnus maccoyii (southern bluefin tuna) is the source of this 2813-nucleotide messenger RNA. Its product is annotated as 5-hydroxytryptamine receptor 4. Gene Ontology annotation, molecular function: G protein-coupled serotonin receptor activity. The record is from RefSeq and is a predicted model, not a curated record. Lineage: Eukaryota; Metazoa; Chordata; Actinopteri; Scombriformes; Scombridae. Gene Ontology annotation, biological process: adenylate cyclase-activating adrenergic receptor signaling pathway; regulation of appetite; chemical synaptic transmission. The transcript has 5 exons. Gene Ontology annotation, cellular component: plasma membrane. Bases 351 to 1397 code for a protein of 348 amino acids.